UUAUCUGUGUGAAGUGUCAGAAGUUCCAUGAGGUUGAGAGGGUCUGUAUGUACGCCAAGUUCCUUCCUGACUUCUCGCCUUCUACUUUGAAAUAUUAAGGAGCAUCUAGCAACAAUAAUCAUAAUUGAUAUUCUUCUUAGACAAGAUUGACGCAAGUUCACACGAUGGAGAAGGCACAAGAUGGCAGCGACGGCAGAAGUUUGGGCUUUGGAGUUGCGGUACAAGACCGUCCCGAUGCGCCCAUGCCGGUAGGAAGGAACGAACCAACGUAUAACAUGCAGCAUAAAGAGCGAGGACAUGCCCUCAUCCUCGCCUAUGAAAACUUUUCAAGUUAUGGGCCACCAAGACGGAGCUGCGCCGAACAUGAUGUCCAGAUUAUCAAGAGUGCUUUUAAACAGUUAGGAUUUACUGUCCUGACUCACUGGGAUCUGAGGAAGGAGGACUUUCUGAAAGUUCUCAAGGAAGAGAGCCAGAGCGAUCACUCUGACCGUGACUGCCUGGUGGUGGUUCUGAUGUCUCACGGAGGCAUCGACGCCAGCAAAGAUGAAUUCAUCUGGACUUUCGACAAACAAGUCAAAACGUCGGAGUUAUGGAAAAACUUCACUCCGGAAAAGUGCCCGACCCUUGCUGGGAAACCGAAGAUGUUCUUUCUCCAGGCUUGCAGAGGAGAAAACGUGGACAAAGGCGUCCGCUUACAGCGACCAAUGGGAAUGCGAGUGCAGACCGACAGUCUUCCAGUCGAGAGAGACUAUGCUAUUCCUCUGCAUGCUGACAUGCUCAUGAUGUGGGCAUCAUACAUAGGGACCUUUGCCUUCAAGUCAAGCAACAACGGCAUGAACGGGAGCGUGUUCCUGCACUUCCUCGCCAAGGUGCUGCAGGAGGAGGGCGACCAACAGGACCUCUCCACCAUGCUCCUUCGAGUGACCCGGGAAGUCGCAGUCAGUUACGAGUCCUAUGUCCCGGGGAAUUACCAUCUCGAUAUGAACAAGCAAAUCCCUUACACAGUAUCUACACUCAUGCGCAAGGUCUUCUUUAAUUCGAAAUGAUCGAGAACGUUAAAUGAAAUAUGACCGGUAAAAAAAAAUAUAUAUAUAUAAAUGUACCAUAUACACGAGAGAUUGGGGCCAGUUUUAAGUUAUAGGUAGAGGGAAAGAAAAAAUCCCUUGGACAGCUGAAAUAUGUAUAACUUUCUCAUCCGCCAUCUAUUAUUUGACCAGGAGAUGGCACACUGACAGCAAUGAAAAUAUUAUUCGGAGUGUACGUAUUUGCUUUGUUUAAGGUAGUAGGUCACGAGUACCGAAGCAAAUUAUAACUGAGCGAAGCAGGGAUUAAAAUUCUACAGGUUACAUUGAUUCAACUCAGUACGUCAUUUAUGAUACAUUAAAGCUUAAUUUUAUGAAUCCAUUUAUCUAAACUAUGGAACUUUAAAAUUACAAAAUCUAAAGCAGGUCAGAUUUUUUGUUGGUCUGCGCUCAGCUCUACGUGAACAGUGAGUGCAAUUAAGAAUUAAUCAGAGCUGAUUUUGAUUGUUAUGUUACAAUCGUUCUGAUCAUGAGAAAUAAUAAGUCACUAGUUGUACUAUUCAUGGUUAAACGAUACAGUUUGCUUUUAUCGUCCUGACUUCUUUUAAGGGUGUAAGGGUUAUCUAUGAUAUAUGUGAUUAUCAUGCUCAUGUGUGACACAUUUAUAUUUAGAUUUAGUCCAUUUUAAUAAAAACUUACCUUUAUCCCAUACCCUGUAUUUAGAAUUAAAUUCUAAUGAGCAAAAAUGUUUAUAUUUCCUAAAUGUUGGAUUUUAUAAAGCAUACAAUUUA
Molecule: messenger RNA, 1813 nt
Organism: Penaeus vannamei (Pacific white shrimp)
Lineage: Eukaryota; Metazoa; Arthropoda; Malacostraca; Decapoda; Penaeidae
Source: RefSeq, a predicted model, not a curated record